AUGGCAUCUGCCAGCCGACCGCACUUUACGGGUGCCGCCCAUACUGCCGGCAUAUACGCCGACCUCUCUGUUGACGGCCCAAUCAUUGGCACCCUCGUUGCUAUUGUCGACCGCGCCAAGAACCUCCCCAAUCGCAAAACAAUUGGCAAGCAGGAUCCCUACUGUGCUGCAAGGCUCGGUAAGGAAGCGAAAAAGACGACGACGGACAUUCGCGGUGGUCAGACUCCCAAGUGGGACCAAGAGCUUCGAUUUACUGUUCACGAUUCUUCCGAUUACUAUCAGCUCAAAAUCUCCAUCUUCACCGACGACAAAAGGACCGACCUCGUCGGUGAGGCCUGGAUCGACCUUAAAAGCAUCAUUGUACCUGGCGGCGGGCAAGCGGACGUCUGGCAGAGCUUGUCCUGUAAGGGGAAAUACGCCGGCGAGAUCCGUCUUGAAAUUACAUUCUACGACACCCGACCUAAGCCUGAAAAGCCCGUCAAGGCUAAGCAGCCCGCAGCUUCCGACGUUGACUCGGUCCGCCAGCGAACCUCGCCCGUCAAGAGACGCCCCUUGCCUUCUGAUCCCGUCACUGGCGAAGCUCCGCCCUCGUCUGUUCCUGUUCCUGCAGGCACAAUCGUGCCCUCGAACCCGGAGUACUAUGGCCACCAACAAACACCUCCCAGACAUGUCAAGCAGUCUUCGCACCCUGCUAUGAUCCCGAACCAGUCUCCGCUGCAGGCCAUGGAGUACAAUAACACUACUCCUCAGGGUGCCCGACACCAGCCAGGAGAUGGAUGUGGCGCCUCACCUGGUGCUACUGCCGCUCUUAGCUACUCGACAACCCCCAGUCGACAACCACACCGCUCUCGAGACCAUCACGAGACCCCUCCUCGACAGGCCGAUGGUCCUGCCUACGAUUUCCAGGACGGCCCGGUUCAUUACGGCCAAUCGGACCGUCAUGAGCUGCAUAUGGGUGACAGAAACCUCCCAUCUCUCGACCUGAGCCAACCUCCGCCGCCGCCGCCAGCACACCGCUCCCGCCACAGCAGCGUUGGUCCAGAGUCUCCUCAAGUAUCACCUACAAAGGCUGGCCCUUCAACGCCCAUGAGACGCGACGUCUUGAAAAGCGAGGCUCAUCGCCACACAGGCUCAACCUCGUCUGCGCGUCUCUCUUACUCACACCAGGACCUGCCGCCGUCCCCUAACAGCCCAGCCAGUCAUGGUACUCUCCCCCCCAGACAGCAGUCUUAUGAUGCCGGCUAUGGCAACCGCUCCUUGCAUGCCACAGUUGAGGAUGUACCAGAUUCUCCCACAACACCCGCGAGCACCUCCCACAGAAGUCGACAUGAUAGUGAACCUCCAUUACCGCCCCUGGCCCCCUCCUACCGAAGCAGGCAUGAUAGCGAACCCCCAGCAGCUGCACCAGUCCCAUAUAGAAGCAGACACGAUAGUGAGCCUCCAGCAGCGCCUGUGGGCUCAUAUAGGAACAGGCAUGAUAGUGAGCCUCCCGCCGCUCCCAUGAGCCUUUCUUAUAGGAACAGACACGGCAGUGAACCUCCAAUUGAGCGCGAUCCUAGCCCCAACCCCUACCAGAGGCAUUCAACCCAGCCGCCGUCGGGCUACCAAAACCAGCGCCCUCGCUACGGUGCUAGCCAUGAUGAUUAUGAUGACAAGGAUUAUGACCAUGGCUACCAUGGCUCGCCGUCUGCUCUGCCAAGCCAUGGUUAUACUGGAAGCUCUCAGAACACAUCGCAUCACAGCCACGUCAGGCAAGGCAGCGGGCAACCUCUGCGUGCCCCUACAUAUGGUAUGCCUGCUCCUCCUGCAUCCCUUCAGCACACCGUGGACCCUAGGCUGGCCCGCGAUCUUGUGGAACGCAUCAAUGAGGAGAGGCAGUACGACAGUCGCCUCACUGGCCAGUACACAUCGCCAGCUCGGGGCCGCCAGAGGAGCGAGCCUCCUCCCAGCUACGGCAUACAGUCCCAGACUUACGUGCCACCGUCUCAUCACCAAAGGCACGGAAGCUCCAUCACCUACUCGGGAGGUCCUCAGGAUGUUCAAGCUGUCCAGCACCGUGGCCACGGCAGAAACAUCUCUACCAGCCCCGCGCACAGUAUUCCUAGAAAGUCGGUCAGCCCGGCACCCCAGGCCCACGAAGAACAGCAAGUUUCUGACGUCCCAUUCGGCCCCGACUCCUAUGAUGCGCUUAACCCUAGCAUGGUGUCGUCUCGCUCGUCAAAUUCUGCACUAUCGGGGCAGGAUCGCAAAGAUGUGAAUGGCAAAAUUGUCAUGCACGAUGGACGCGAAGUCGAUCCAUCUGACCAUUUACCGAUGGAAUCGUGGGCACCCGAACCCGAGCCUAAGCCUGUUCAAACUGCCCCUUCUGACGACAUGCGCCGUUCACCGGGUGGAGCUCAGCCCAUGCCAUCGUCCGGACGUAGGCAGAUGCGCCUUUCGCGAGCUGAGACAGCCCCGAUGCCCUCUUAUGGAUAUGACGAGCCUCACACGCCGCCAGCACCGACUGGUGGCCGCACUCGUUUACAGAAGAAGGCUCCGCGCGGCUCCGUUUCGCCUGGUGCACCAAGUCCAUUGGCUCCCAUACACGCGGAAAACCACCAGGAAAGGCAGAGUACUUACGGCUCCUAUGGCUACCAGGGCCAUUCGCACCGCGGCUCGUACGAUUAUCCCAGCGAGAACUACGCACCACCAGAAUAUGGCAGCGGACCGCCCAUCCCAGCCAAGAUUCCCCUAAUGAGCGGUGCCAAUGGCGGAUCAGAGUUGUCACUAGCCGAGGAGAUGCAACGUAUCGACAUUGGCAGCGGUAGAUCACGCCGUCGGGGAGGCUACUAA
Cordyceps fumosorosea ARSEF 2679 is the source of this 2832-nucleotide messenger RNA. RefSeq names its product C2 calcium/lipid-binding domain, CaLB. The record is from RefSeq and is a predicted model, not a curated record. The transcript has 2 exons. Lineage: Eukaryota; Fungi; Ascomycota; Sordariomycetes; Hypocreales; Cordycipitaceae. The coding region runs from base 1 to 2832 and encodes 943 amino acids.